UGCCUUCUCUCCUCUCUUUAAACAAAACCUCAUCGUUUUCUUUUAACUAAGUCCCCUUUCUUUCCCAAAAACACACACCCCCUCUACGAAUCGAUAACACGAAGAAAAAUUUGCAUAUUUAUAUAAUAUCCAAUCACUCUCUCUCUCUCUAGGGUUCUUUCUCUCUCUCGUUCAGUCAUGGCGAAGAAGAGGAAGUCUGACGCCACGCGCCUCGAUGAGGUUGAUCGGACCAUGUACACAACCUUUUGCAGCGCUGCAAACUCUCUUUCCCAGCUCUAUGCCCAGGCUAUGAGCCAUCAACGCCUUUCCUUCCAAGCCGGAGAACGUCACGCGCUGGAGAAACUAUAUCAAUGGAUUUUGAGACAACAAGAGGAGGGGUCAAGAGUGGCAACAGUUGAUAUAGUCUCUUACUUGCAGAAUGAGCUUGAAUAUGGAGGUGAGGAGCCUCCAAUGUCCCCAAGGCUGCCAUUUCAACAACAGCAUUCGCACUCGACUAAUUUAGGACCAACUGUUACCUCUAAUUUGGUUGCACCAGCCACUGUUGGACAGGGAGUUCGCUGGGGCCACACAGAUCAACAGCCCAAGAACUCAGUUUUUUCAAAUGCUCUGUCUAGCCCUGUUCGUCGGAGCCUUCACCAAGCGGCACAAGGCGGUUACAAUUCAAAUAAUUUUAUGUCGGGAAAUGGCCCUCGGAAUAAUGAGACAAAUUGUCCUCAUCAAAACAGGGAAACAACUUCCCCAACAUCUAAUGACUCAAUGGACAUGCAUGCUGAUAGUCCUAGCCAUGAAUAUCCUUACUGAAAUAAUCUGUCUGUAAGAAAAAAGGGGGGGAAAAACAAUGGAAAAGAAAAUGGCUUUGAUUAAUGAAAUUUGUGUGGUCAGAAAGUGCUGAAAUUCACAGAAAAUCAGUACGAAGUUCAGUUUCUAUUUAUCGAUAAUCUAUUUUAAGCUUGAAUGUCUAAAA
This is a messenger RNA of Ziziphus jujuba (common jujube), 964 nucleotides long. RefSeq lists its product as uncharacterized. The transcript has 3 exons. The record is from RefSeq and is a predicted model, not a curated record. Lineage: Eukaryota; Viridiplantae; Streptophyta; Magnoliopsida; Rosales; Rhamnaceae. The coding region runs from base 178 to 801 and encodes 207 amino acids.